Molecule: messenger RNA, 2228 nt
Organism: Sipha flava (yellow sugarcane aphid)
Lineage: Eukaryota; Metazoa; Arthropoda; Insecta; Hemiptera; Aphididae
Gene: hwt
Exons: 4
Coding region: 433-2055 (540 amino acids)
Molecular function (GO): phosphotyrosine residue binding
Source: RefSeq, a predicted model, not a curated record
CCCGCGCGCGCGCGUCGGUGCGACCGACCAGUAAUAACCCCGUCGUCAUCGCCCGGCCGCGCCAGGUGAACACAUACCGCGACACAUCGCGUCCCGUGCGGUCGUGCCCGACAACGCGUCCCGCGGAAUCGUUACUGCUAUUACUAUUGUUUUUAUCGCGAAAUAAUUUUUUUCAUUAUCAUUGCCGUUGCGGUUCGCACGGACCGCGAACGCUGUUGGCUUCGGACAGCGAUGGGCUCGUAAAAAUAACAACAACAACAACAACAAAAACUUACCACGAUAACGACGAGGAUCGCGAUCGACUGUGCGCCGUGGCCGUUAUACGGUCACGUUUCUCACGAGAUCCCUGGCAGCACGAGGUCUGUACACCACCGCAGAAAACGAUGCCGUCCAUCCCUGCCGCAGCAGCCGCCGCCACCGCCACCGCCAAACAUGUCUAAGAAGUUCCGUCGGUUCUAUGAGACUGCCUUUGAUUCGAAAAUCAGUAAGUCGGACGAGGACCUGUUGUCGGCCGACAAACAGGACGCGGCCAUCGCUCACAGGCUGUCCAAUCAGCUGCAACUGUCGGCCAGCGCCAGUUCCGUCCAGCUGUUGCAAUGCGACGCGGACCACGGCGCGAUACGCGCCCCAGCCACCAGGCAGCCGCCUAAAAACCGGUUUCUUGGCUUCUUGUUGUCGCAAAAGAGACGCAACAGCGGCGGUGGCGGCGGCCAACGGUUCAACAGCAAGUAUCGCAGUUCAGACAGCAUGGUGACCAGCAGCAGUUUGAGCCUGGAGUCCAUCACUAGCGAUUCGUUGAGCUCGCACAGUUCCGAGUCGCCGUGCUAUAAGCUGCGGUUCCCGGAGCCGCACGUGCUGUCCCCAAUCUCGGACAAGUCGUCGCAGGACGCCGGUGCCGAGAUUCUGCAGGAUUUCGAUCGCCGGAGGUCAUCCGCAACUGCCACCGUCGCCGUUGCCACCGCCCCCACCGCGUCCUCCGUGGUCAAGGCCAAACCACCGCAAUCGCUGGGCCUGAUCAAGUUGAACAAGGACCAUCAUCAGCAUCACGGGUCCGACAGUGGUAUAUCCGUGGGCUCGAAGCCCGGUGACAGCUAUCAGGAGCUGUUGGACGUGCCGUUUGACAUGCCGAAAUUGAGGCGCAAGCAAAAAUCACAAGUCUUCCAUCACGCGGAGAAAUCGACCAUUACCACCACCACCACCAACACCACCAUCACCACUAAAACCACCACCACGUUGCAGUGCCCCUCCGACGGCCCAUCUGAACUCCCUUUCGACAUGCCGAAGUUGAGAAGAAGACAGAACUGCAACACCACCAACUCUAACGACGCUGCACUGCCGUUCGACAUGCCGAAGCUUCGAAAAAGGCAAAUGGAAAGUUGCGCUCGAGUGAUUUCGUUAGAUUUUGAGAUAGGCAGUGACUUAAGCGCAUACAAUGCUUCCCGUAUAAACGAUUGCCAAGACCACGACAAUGUUACCGACAGGUCUGAAUGCGAACAACUCGAAGAGCUUCCAUUUGACUUUCCUAAAUUAAGAAAGACCAAUUUACAAGAUAAGGACGACAAAAAACCGGAUAGGAGUAGUUUGUUUCUCAAUGUAUUACCCGACAAUUGUAGUGCUACAAUCAGCCCAAACAAUAGAGCAUUAUCGAAAACGUUCCAAAAUAAAAAUCAGCCAAACCGUCCAACAUUAAGUUUAUCAAACAUAAAGCCUUUGCAUUAUGUAGAAGACGUUGACGUUUCUUUACCCUUAGAUCAACAAUGCUGGUACCACGGGCCUAUGAAUAGACUUGAAGCAGAAAAAACUUUGCAUGGCCAAGAAGAAGGUUGUUAUUUAGUCAGAGGAAAUAAGGGAUCAUAUGCCUUAUCAAUAAAGAGCGCUAAAGGUUUUAUUCACAUGAGAAUAACUCAAUCUGGAAACCAAAAUUAUUUGGGCCAUUCAGAUAGACCUUUCGGCACCAUACCUGAUCUCAUUAGGCAUUAUACACUAAAUAAGCUCCCAGCCAAAGGAGCCGAACACGUAGGUCUCAUUAGACCUUUAAUCCACCAAAUGUUGUAAUCAUCUGACUUUAAAAAUGUUAUUUUCCUUCCAUUUUGAAGUAUAAAUUAAAACUGUGAUAGCAAAAAUAACAUAUUAUGAUAUGCCAUUUUUAUUAUUAUUGUUUAUGUUGUGAAAUAAUACCAUAUCGAAAUUAAGUGCAAUAUGUAGUUUAGUAUUGUAUUAUCAACUUU